GCCAGGUGAGAGAGCAGGACAGGUACUGGAGUCAGGAGACACAUAGGUAUACCUGUGAAGGAUGUCUGGAAGUGGACGGCCGAGGCCAAGUGCAGACGGCGGAGGGUCGACGACAGGGAAGACCACGACGACGACGACGACGACGACGGGGACGGGGACGGGGACGGGGACAGGAGAAGGGAGCGGACGGAGGCUGUGCAUGGCCAAGACCGCCAAGAACAAAGCAUGCUUGCUGCCCGAGUCGCUUCGCUGGCGUGAUGGCUACUGCUCCGUCCACUCGCCCAACCAGUUGGAGCACGAGGAGGCUGCAGCCAGGGCAAAGGAGCUGGCCAAGAAGAAGCUGACAACCUCGCGGGAGACAUAUGCUGCGCAGAGGAGCUACUCGUCAGACUCGGACCUUUCUGCCUCUCAGUGUGCCGGUGAUCCAGCUGCUGCUGCCGCCGCUCUGGCAGAGGCCGGCCUCUCCACCGGUUCGCUGGACGCCGGCUUUGGCCUCGGCUCUGCCUCGCUCCAGGCCGGUAGCAGCUCUACAAGCUUUGGUAACGGAGUCGUCGUGGUCUCCUCGGGCUCGCUUGGUGAGGGAAGCUCGGCAGACGAGGCCGGGCUCGCCACUACCGUGCCUGCCCUGCUGCAGCGCACGGGCGCGUCGACGGCGUCGAUCGACUCGGAUGACGUGGUCAUUAUGCGAAUGACCGGCGGGAUGGCCGGCGUCGACGACGGCAGCUCACUGGCUGCCAAGCGCAACUUGCCGCCACUGGCCGUCGACACGGCAGCGCCUGCGUCGGUGCUCUCGGACUCGCCGUCGAUCGACUCGCCGCUGGCCACACCGCAGCUGGCGUACUCACGGAGGGAAAAAGUCGGCAUCGCCGGCGGCGAUGACCACGUCUCGUGGCGCGGCUCACUCUCCAUCGUUCUUGAUCUGGACGAGACUCUCGUCGCUGCCCAAGAGGGCCAUCCGGAUAUGCCACUGGAGAUGCAUGACACCCACCAGAUUUUCCUCGACGAUGACCACACCGAGCCGAUGACCAUCGCCGUCCGCCCGUGGGCCACCCGCUUCCUGUGGUAUCUCAACGAGGAGGGAUUCGAGGUCUACGUCCUCACCGCUGGCUCGCAGUCGUACUGCACCGCCGUCGUCGAGCUCCUCAACUCGCUGCUGGAUAAGCCCGUCAUUCUCGCCGGCGCCUCGUGCCGCGACCAGUUUGGCCGCGUCCAGGCCAAGCGCUUCGAGCAAGUUCUUCCGCCGUACGUCCUCCCGGCGUUUGCCAUCGGCGUCGACAACAAGCGCGCCGCCUUUCACGAAAAGUACCAGUCGCAAGUCAUCGUCGUCGCAGACUACCUCCCCUCGUGGCCGCACUCGGUCGCCCAGACCGUUCUCAUGGACGUUCUCAACACCGCCCUCCACAUCGCCUACCACUUUGAGCGCCACUACGCUCGCACAGGCACCUUCAAGCCCACAGGCGCCAUCCUCUCCGGCAUCUACGAAGAGCGCGAGAAGGAGCGCAUGGCCUCACAGGCCCACUCGUUUGCCUUUACCCAUCCGCAGGACACCGGCGGGCCCGACUCGUUCCUUGCCUUUCUUCGUGCCCGCGAGGCGUAGCCCCGACUCAGCAACCUCUACACACGCUCCAGCCACCUCACCAUGGCCA
Messenger RNA from Thecamonas trahens ATCC 50062, 1646 nucleotides. RefSeq lists its product as uncharacterized. NCBI's taxonomy places the organism in Eukaryota, Apusomonadida, Apusomonadidae. The coding region runs from base 62 to 1597 and encodes 511 amino acids. The record is from RefSeq and is a predicted model, not a curated record. The transcript has a single exon.